CGCCGCCUGCACGCGCCUGCCUGUCAUCUGGAGGACACUCCUCCCUGCUGACAGCGCGUCCUGUCGACUUUCCAGCGCAAUGGUCUCCUGGAUCAUCUCUAGACUUGUGGUACUUGUGUUUGGUACACUAUAUCCUGCGUACUCAUCUUAUAAAGCUGUGAAGUCGAAAGAUGUGAAAGAAUAUGUGAAAUGGAUGAUGUACUGGAUAAUAUUUGCACUAUUCACGGCUGUGGAAGUGUUUACAGAUAUGUUUCUUUGUUGGAUCCCUUUCUACUAUGAACUGAAGAUAGCCUUUGUGGUGUGGCUGCUGUCCCCUUACACUAAAGGCUCCAGUGUGCUAUACAGGAAGUUUGUUCAUCCCACGCUUUCCUCAAAAGAAAAGGACAUUGAUGAGUACAUCUGCCAAGCAAAGGACAAAAGCUAUGACACACUGGUGCAUUUUGGGAGAAAAGGGCUGAAUGUUGCCGCCACAGCUGCAGUCAUAGCUGCAACAAAGAGCCAAGGGGUCCUGUCAGACAGACUGAGGAGUUUCAGCAUGCAGGAUCUGUCUUCCUAUGAGUCUGACACCGUCAACACCGGCCCUGGCACCACUACGCAGCCUGCAGCAGCACAGCAUCGGACCAGAACUAUGAUGCGUAGCAAGUCGGAGAGUUGCAACAAGGGACAGGAUUUUGACAUGACUGAGUAUGAGAUGUUGGGGUUGGACCAAUGGGACUCCAAGGAGUUGCUGUCCCAGACCAUUUCACCUUCUGAGUCUGAGUCCACACCCAUUACGCCCUCACCUACACCCCAGUCGUCCCCACCCUCCACACCCUCUCUACCUCCCUCUCCACCUCCCUCUCCUCCAGCACCGGAGCAUCCUGAGGAGGUGGGGAAAGGGUUGCAAGCAGCAUCAAGCUCUCCACAGCUCAGGCUGAUUAAGAGGAAGGCUCCUGAGCCUCCUCUUAGAGUCAUUAGGCCUCUCACAAGAUCCAGGAGUGCCCUUUCUUCAAACAAUGAAGCCAUGUGAAACUGUCCUAAAGACUACUCCAGCUGCCUUUGCUGCAAGAAGUAAAAAUACUAAAUGGCCAAAAGCUACAUGACUGAAGCAGCCUUGCUUUGGAAUAAGGUAUUACCAAAGUGACCUAUGAUGACCCCUCUAUAUAUAUAUAUAUAUAUAAAUAUAUAGUGUAUGGCUCAUGAUUUAAAAACAAGGUUUGUGAAAUUGAGAUCGUACAAAUGAAUGAAUGGGCAAUAUGCUGACAGACAUUUUGAAUUUGUGGGUUAUUGAAUAUAUAUUUAUGUACAGUUUGUGUGUACUUCAUCUUUCUGAUUUGAUUGUUUUUAUAUAUAUCAGGUUUGGGAAGGCAAUUGCAUGUGUGUCUUCCCUGUCAUUAGUCCUGCUGGUUAUUUAACAGAAUGUACUGUAACUAAUUACUGCAGCCAGCAGUGAAAGUGACAUGACAUCCCUGUUAGAGAAUGUGUUAAAUGCAAAGGAUCAAAAGAAAAGGCUGUAUUUACCCCCAUUCAAUCUGUUCUGGAGAAACCUCUGUGAGCAGCGGUAUUCUGCAAUGACUAUCACAUUAAGGUAUUCAGAAAUCACUUAAAAACCUAUUCUGAGAUGAGACCACCUACCUUUGUAGUAAUGAAAAGUCAGACUGCAGUGGCAGACAAUAUUCUGUUAUUUACCUCUCUAUAAAAGCCUUAAAGAAAGACCUACAUAUAAAUGUCUCCACCAAUAAUAUGUUUUUCAACACACCUAUGUUCUAAUUAAACAAUCAUUUUUGCACUAUGUUUAAAAUAUAAAUAAUACUAUGAAAUGGCCCAAAAUUACAAUGACAAUAAACAAUCAUAAAAUUUGUAGCUGGAUAGUAUUACCAAUAACUUUAUUUCUUCUGUGGUAAAGAAAUAACUUGUGUAACAAGUAAACACAUCAGAUAAAAGUCACUACUACAAGAGGUUUCCACAGUGGAGCAGACUGUUUUUUACAAUCUACUGUUCAGUGUGUUAGCAUGUUUUGUCAUUGAAUUGACAAUUUGAGGCCAAUUAGAAAUGUGCCACUUUCAGCUGUAGCAGCAAUAGGAUAUUACAUGAAUACAUCUUUACUGUAUAUAAACAUGGUUCUUUUUCCAUGUUUGAAAUCACUGUGUAGUGCUCUGCUGUUAACUGAGCAACACUUCUUCGAUCUUACCUUUUUAGGAAUUCAUGAGAGUGACUUCAUGGUUGCAGGUUUACAAACUUACAUUUUAGGUAAUAUUGCAUGGUGUUUUCAUAUUAUAAUUAAUUCACUGAGCCUGAAUCAUAGCAACAUUUUACACAAAGUAUCACUGUGUUGGUUGUUGAUGGAAGAUAGUUAUUAUUUUUAUCAUUGUAUCUGUAUCAUUUUGGGUGGUUUGAAGUUUGAAACAAAAGCUUCUCAGGUACAACUGUUCUGUUUACACGUCAUUCACUCAGAUGUUGUAGAUAAACUUGUUAUGCACAUAAAAUAUCCUUUUUAAUGGAUACAUAGUGGAAAAAAAUGAAACCGGAAAAUCAGAUUGUGUUUCAACGUUAGUAGUGUCAAUGUUAGAGCUGGAGGUGAUUCUCUUCUUUUAAAAUUAAUUCAAAGUAAAACAGAGAGAGAAUUUUUUUUUUUGCUAAGUAGCAGAUUUGUAUACUUGUGCGUAGUCUGAUAAACUCAUCAUUGCAUGAUGUUUGUUAUUACUUUGAGUGAACAUUUUGAUUUCUUAAAUGAUUUUGUUCAGAUGCCUUGCUGGUAAAAAAUGUCUUUUUUUGGUUGCUUUGUAGAAAGAAACAUGAAAUGUUAUGACUAAACAUACAUGUUGGCUAUAAAUAUAUAUGAAUAACAUCUUAUUUUGACUUUAUUCAUGAGGAAACACCACUUAAAAUCCUACGGAAUUUUGUUCUGGCAGGCCAGAAUGUCAAAAUUACUUAAAUUUCAACUUGGUUGUGAUAUAUAAAAAACAAAAAAGGAGGGAAGUUGACAUGAUGGUUCAUGGCUAUCAACAUAUCCUACUAGGUUAAAUAUUUCUGUUUAAAUCGAUUAACAGCCAUUAAAUUAAGCAAAACUUUGAA
Molecule: messenger RNA, 3054 nt
Organism: Perca flavescens (yellow perch)
Lineage: Eukaryota; Metazoa; Chordata; Actinopteri; Perciformes; Percidae
Gene: reep1
Product: receptor accessory protein 1
Exons: 8
Coding region: 80-1009 (309 amino acids)
Biological process (GO): endoplasmic reticulum tubular network organization
Cellular component (GO): cytoplasmic microtubule; endoplasmic reticulum membrane; endoplasmic reticulum tubular network
Molecular function (GO): microtubule binding
Source: RefSeq, a predicted model, not a curated record